This is a messenger RNA of Oryzias latipes (Japanese medaka), 3757 nucleotides long. It is a transcript of the gene rlim, whose product is annotated as ring finger protein, LIM domain interacting. Gene Ontology annotation, cellular component: nucleus. The record is from RefSeq and is a predicted model, not a curated record. Gene Ontology annotation, biological process: ubiquitin-dependent protein catabolic process; random inactivation of X chromosome; protein ubiquitination. Gene Ontology annotation, molecular function: ubiquitin protein ligase activity. Lineage: Eukaryota; Metazoa; Chordata; Actinopteri; Beloniformes; Adrianichthyidae.
GGCGUCAUGGUCCAUUUCCGGAAGAUCGUUUCAGCUUUCCUACAAGAAAGAAAAUGGAAUCCUGAGAUCGCUUUCGGUUAACCCAAUCAAUUUUAAGAGAAUAUUAAUCUAAGGACGGUUUCCUUUCAUCACACGUCUACUAUCAACAUCCUACAGGGGAAAAAAACACCACGAGGCUUUCGGCAGAGGGAAGUCACUAACGGAAACCUACUCUGUUCUGCGGCAGCAGAAUCUUGCUGUUAGUUCGAAACCAUCCCGCUGAUCACCCCUGCGCAUCAUGGAAGGGUCUGACGGUGUCGAACAGGGUGGCAGUGACCAGCCUGAGUCACAGCGCAGGAGGCAGCUGGAUCGCCUGGACAGAGAGGAGGCCUUCUACCAGUUUGUCAACAACCUCAGUGAGGAAGACUAUCGGCUAAUGAGAGACAACAAUCUUUUAGGCAAUCCAGGAGAGGUCACAGAGGAUGAGCUGAUUAGUCGUCUUCAGCAGAUCAAAGGUGGUCCGGAACAGCAGAGUAACAACCCUGCUACUGAGAGUACUGAAGAACCAGUUGAACAACCAGAGAGCUCUGAGGAUCCUCCAGGUGGGGAUAGCCUUCUUGAUUGGCUGAACACAGUGCGACGCACAGGCAACACAACCAGAACCGGUCAUCGCGGGAACCAGUCAUGGAGGGCUGUGAGCCAGACCAAUCCAAACAGUGGCGAUUUUCGCUUCAGCCUGGAAAUUAGUGUGAACCGCAAUCUGGCUGAGCAGCAGGCGGCUGCUGAAGCGGAGCAAGAGCCUCCAGAACAGCCUGCUGAAGGUCAAGAUGUGUCUGUCGAACCUGAAGCACAGGUUCCCAUGGAAGCAGAAGUGGUGGAAGAACCAGUUGUUGAGGAAUUGGCCGUCCUUGUGGAGCCAGAGCCUGAAGUAGAUGAAGUAGUUUCACAUCAGGUUGUAGAGGAGCCUUCCAGUCCACCAACGCCGCCGCCUCCACCGCCUCCUCCUGUUCAACCCCCUCCUUGUUCUUCUCCACGUAGAGGACAGAGAAGAGCUCGCAGCCGCAGCCCAGAACCACGCAGAACUCGUGCCCGCCUUGCUAGGAGCCGGUCCCCUCUCAGCUUGGAUCAGCUUGAUGGCAUUCCAAUUCCGAGACAUGAUUACAGUUCUCAAAGCUCGAGUUCUUCCUCAAAUACUCCCACUGUGCCUCCAGUGGAGGGCAGCUCUCGGACUCGACAGCAUAUUCUUUCACGUCAGAACUUUGCUGAAGGGGACGUUUGGCCACCCAGAGCUCCUGCUGAACCCGUCCCAGAGUCCCCAAAUGCUGGGUCUCAGGAAGGAGAAACUGCUGGGGGUGAAGGUGGGGAAGCUGGUGAAGGCGGUGCAGCGGGGCGCCGCCCUCCCACCAUAAUGCUUGAUCUACAGGUGCGGCGCGUGCGCCCCGGUGAAUAUCGUCAGAGGGACAGCAUCGCCAGCCGCACUCGCUCACGCUCACAGAACUCGAACAACACGUUUCUUUACGAGAGCGAGCGCGGUGGAUUUCGCAGGACUUUCUCGCGCUCCGAGCGCGCUGGCGUGAGGACCUACGUUAGCACCAUUCGAAUCCCCAUCCGAAGAAUCUCUGACGCAGGUUUAGGAGAGGCAACAUCAAUGGCUCUUCAGUCUAUGAUUCGGCAGAUCAUGACGGGCUUUGGCGAGCUUGGCUACCUCAUGGAUUCAGACUCUGACUCCUCGGAUUCAAACCGUGCUGCUGGCACGCCUGCAGACUCUGAAACCCUUAAUAAUCCAGAUGUGAAUAACACUGACUCUGCUGACGUGGACGAACAGCCGGUUGCUGCUGGAGUUAGGGGAAGGACAGUGGAGGCUGAUGCGGAUGAGGGCCUCGCUGCUGGUCAACCGGCGUCUGGCGGCCGGCCUCGCCCCCGGCCGCCCAUUAGCUUAGAGGAGCCCAGCUCCCUGCCCUUCCUACGGCUUGCUCACUUCUUUCUAUUGAAUGAUGACGAUGAGGACCAGCCUCAGGGGCUGACCAAAGAACAGAUCGACAACCUUUCUAUGCGCAACUUCGGGGAGAGCGAUGCUUUGAAGACCUGUAGUGUCUGCAUCACGGAAUACGCAGAGGGCAACAAGCUUCGCAAGCUCCCAUGCUCUCAUGAAUAUCACGUGCACUGCAUAGAUCGCUGGCUCUCUGAAAACUCCACCUGCCCCAUCUGCCGCCGGGCCGUCCUGGUGUCAGCCAACCGAGAAAGUGUGGUCUAACUGAAGAACUGCUCCUGUUUUUUUGUUUUUCUCAACCUGUUAUAAAAUGUUCAAUACACAUUUCUUCAAUGUUUGACUAUAUUCCUUUAUAUCAGUCAACUAAUCAUAAGGUCAGCCUUUUUUUUGGUACUAAGUAUCAAGACAGGAAGUCUUUUUUUUUUUUUUUUUUUAAAGUCAAGUGUUUUUAGUUUUGAGUUAAACACAUUCUGGUCAUCACACCAUGCACAAAAGCAGAACCAGUAUCCCAUAAUUGACCCUCUGUUCAGAAGUGCUGCUCGCCUACAACUAAUUUACACAUGCAAUAUUUUAAUUUUGUAUUUAAUCUCCAAUUUUACCUUAAUGAUUUGAAUGUUGGCGCAAUUUUCCCAGGUCAGAAUGGAAGCUGUAAAUAAGCUUGUACAAAAACGGUUUGAACCCUGCUUUGCAUCACUCGGUUUGGGAAUGUGAAUGGUCUCGUGCUGCAGGGAAAGCCUCUGACUGAUUGAAUCCGAUGGUGUCGAAGUAUGUAGCACAGUCUGUGUAGAGGUUUUCCAAACGCUGUGGGAUGAACUGAUCAUUUGUAAACUCCCUCCUCCCUUUCCAAACCCUUCUCUCCUUAUCCGUCAGGGGAAAACAAAUCCGGUUUUCAAUUCCUUUCAAUUGUCUUGUUCACAACAAGGAUACAAAAGAAAUAAAAGAUGUUUCAAUAUUGGUAAAGCGUGUUGCUAUCAAGUUUGGGAUUUCCCUACUUGGUCAUAUAUUAACUUGCAUGAUAAUAGAAAGUAAAUAGUGGCUUUUGUGCCCCAGAUCAUAAACAGCUAUUUCCACCUUUGUGAAUUUAAUCUUUUAGCUGCUGGCAAUUGAAGAAAUGUUCAUUUAACUCUUAUAAAGACCAGGACUGAGUCAAUCUAGUUUGAUCUUAAUUGUACAAAUUCCUGCUUUAUGUAUUAUUCAAAAAUGUUUGACUGUCACAUUUGUACACUUUGAUUAUUUUUAUUUUAUUUUGCUUAUAUUCUUCAGUAUAAAGACAUUUGCUCAUGGUGGCCGUUUGAAUGCUUCAUGAGCAAAUGCUACCAACUUGUGUGCAAUACAAGACAGGAAAGUACAAACCACAAUAUAAAUAUGUAUACUGUUGUUUAAAAAAAAAAACUUGUGUAUGACUAAAACCUUAAACGAAGACUUAUUUUGUCUUUUACAGUAUGUGUUUAGUUUUUCUUAGACUUUUUCAGACUUUAUUAGCCCAGUGGAUUAACUGGCUAAAAAAAAUAAUAAUAAAAAAGGAAAGAUAUCAAUGACACCUUUCAUUUUUUCUGUUUUUGAUGUUUUAGACACAUUUAUUAUUUCCCUUUUUUGGGACAUAAUGUUUGAAUGCAGGAUUUUGCUGAGUAUAUAUAUAAAAAAAAAACAUGUUAUUGAAAUGUAUGUUUUCACUUGGGUCAAGUUUAGGUUUGACCUUGUUCUGUGUCCCACCCAGUGCAGUAUGUUAACUGGGAUUCAAAUGAAACUAAUCGCUGAAUUAAACAUGUUGCUAUGCUUUGAAAUAAC